AUGUCGGCAUUGAGGAAUGUUUGGCAUCUUGAUGUAAACCAAACAUCUGGCCUGCCCGCCAUCCGUAUGACGCCGAACUCCACCACGCGCAAGCUACUGUAUGCGCCAAAUGGUACACCCUCCCGCCCACACACGCGAAGAGGAGGCUCUCUGUUUUCCAAUAUUUCGGAAUUCUUGUUCACUUUUCCCACCGCUACUUUGGACAGCGGCCAAAUUGCCUCGGCAACGCACCACCAACAGGCGCCAAAGGGUCUGGCCGAGCGCCCAGGAGCGCGCCCAACGGGCAAUAAAAUAGCCGGAAAUAUCGGCGGCAUGGCUGGUGACAGUGAUGAUACAGCCAACAUUGCACCCACGGCACUGGAGGAGUGUGACUGGGAUGGGAGCGUGAACGGCGUUGGGAACAUCGCAUGUUACCCCGAUUUGGGCUACUAA
Messenger RNA from Laccaria bicolor S238N-H82, 432 nucleotides. RefSeq lists its product as uncharacterized. NCBI's taxonomy places the organism in Eukaryota, Fungi, Basidiomycota, Agaricomycetes, Agaricales, Hydnangiaceae. The transcript is spliced from 5 exons. The coding region runs from base 1 to 432 and encodes 143 amino acids. The record is from RefSeq and is a predicted model, not a curated record.